Messenger RNA from Hemisphaericaspora subhashii, 2010 nucleotides. It is a transcript of the gene NHX1, whose product is annotated as bifunctional K:H/Na:H antiporter. The record is from RefSeq and is a predicted model, not a curated record. The transcript has a single exon. Gene Ontology annotation, biological process: proton transmembrane transport; sodium ion transport; vacuolar acidification. Gene Ontology annotation, molecular function: sodium:proton antiporter activity. NCBI's taxonomy places the organism in Eukaryota, Fungi, Ascomycota, Pichiomycetes, Serinales, Debaryomycetaceae. The coding region runs from base 1 to 2010 and encodes 669 amino acids. Gene Ontology annotation, cellular component: early endosome; late endosome; fungal-type vacuole membrane.
AUGACCAGUAUAGCUCUAUAUGCAGCUAAACUAUUAAUAAAACGUGCUUUAUCAGAUGAACUAGACGACGAAACACCCGACCUCACUCCAGGAGAUGAUGAACAAUUUGAAGAUACCAAUCCCGUUGAGAAUGAAAUCUUUUCUUCAUGGGCACUAUUUAUAUUAUUAUUAUUAUUAACUAGUGCAUUAUGGUCUUCAUAUUUCUUACAGCAAAGAAGAAUCAAAGCUAUUCAUGAAACGGUAUUAUCCAUCUUUUGUGGGAUGUUUGUUGGAUUGAUUAUUAGAAUGUCUCCUGGUCAUUAUAUCCAAGAUGCGGUGAAAUUUAAUCCCGGAUAUUUCUUUAAUAUUUUAUUACCACCAAUUAUUUUAAAUAGUGGUUAUGAAUUACAUCAAGCGAAUUUCUUUAGGAAUAUUGGAUCAAUUUUAACAUUUGCCAUUCCGGGUACAUUUAUGUCUGCGUUAGUUGUGGGAAUUAUUUUGUAUGUGUGGACAGCAAUUGGAUUUGAUAAUGUGAAAUUAGAAUUUGUUGAUGCAUUAGCUGUAGGAGCAACACUUUCAGCUACUGAUCCAGUUACAAUUUUAUCAAUAUUUAAUGCUUAUAAAGUAGACCCCAAAUUAUAUACGAUUAUUUUUGGAGAAUCAUUAUUAAAUGAUGCAAUUUCCAUUGUUAUGUUUGAAACUUGUCAAAAAUUCCAUGGUCAUCCUGUACAUUUUUCAUCAUUUUUCGAAGGUAUUGGACUUUUCUUAAUGUCAUUUACAAUUUCUACCAUUAUUGGGAUUUUUGUUGGGAUAUUAGUGGCAUUGAUUUUAAAACAUUCUCAUAUUAGAAGAUAUCCCCAAAUUGAAACUUGUUUAGUUUUAUUAUUUGCUUAUGAAUCAUAUUUCUUCUCCAAUGGGGCACAUAUGUCAGGAAUUGUAUCAUUAUUAUUCUGUGGUAUAACAUUAAAACAUUAUGCAUAUUAUAAUAUGUCAAGAAGAACUCAAAUUGCCACAAAAUAUAUCUUUCAAUUAUUAGCUCAAUUAUCAGAAAAUUUCAUUUUUAUUUAUUUGGGAUUAUCUUUAUUUACAGAAGUUGAAUUAGUUUUCAAACCUUUGUUAAUUAUUGUCGCAUUUAUAUCAAUUUGUGUCGCGAGAUGGUCAGCCGUGUUUCCAUUAUCUAGAUUCCUUAACUUUUUAUACCGAGCUCGAUUUGAAAAAUUCAGCGGACAAUCAAUCUCAUCCUCAUCCACCGGCACCACCACCACCGCCACUACUGGACUUCCGGAUGAAAUCUCCCAUUCAUACCAAAUGAUGAUCUUCUGGGCCGGAUUAAGAGGAGCCGUCGGGGUGGCAUUAGCAAUGGGGUUCCAGGGCGAAGCCAAAUGGACCUUGUUAGCCACCGUAUUAGUGGUGGUUGUCCUUACAGUUAUCUUAUUUGGAGGUACCACGGCAUCAAUGUUGGAAAUAUUGGGGAUUAAGAUUGGAUGUGUGGAUGAGACUGGUGAUUCUGAUGAUGAAUUUGAGAUUGAGGCUCCGAGAUUGCCUAUGCAUCAUUUACACGUGAGUCCGGCGCCCAGUGCAGGAGGACCACCGAUGUCGUUUAGGAAGUUUAAUGGAACGAAAGGGAAGGCAAUACAACCAACACAACCUCAAGUACAGGCACAGGGGCAAUAUAAAGAUGAUACACCGACUAUUAGGAAUAGGUCUGAGAGUAGUUUGCUUGAUUUCCUGGUGGGCGCCAGUGGUGAUGACGAUGAUGAUGAGGAAUUUGUGAAUAGUGAUAUUGAUGAUUUGAUGAUGAAUAAUCUACAUAAUAAUGGUACUCAAGCCAGACAACAACAACAUCAACCUGAUGAUAGUCAUCGUGGAGUAUUGGGGGCAUUUUUGAGUGCUGAAGAACACGCGAAAUGGUUUACUAGGUUUGAUGAAGAGGUUUUAAAACCGGUGUUGUUGGAUACUUUGCCAACUGGAAGUAAUAGUAACAAUAGUAAUAAUAGACGACAUGAGGGUAGUGGUGGAAGUGUAGUAUAA